UCAACGAAAAUUUUUUUCCUUUUUAUUUUGAGUUUAGAAAAGAGAGUGAGCUUUAGUCAUAAAGCUCGCACAAAAAGUGUAUGUAAUGUUCGUUUUCUGUGAGUUUCUUGUAUUAUGGAAACAAUUCACUCUGUAAGAAUUGAACAUGGUACUUCUACAAACAACGGUAUGGCUUAUUCACAACGUUCUCAGCCAAUUCACAGAAUUUUCUCGAAAGUGAACAAGUACAAUGAUGGUACAGAGAUGCAAAACAAUUAUCAAGUUAAAAGGCCGCCGCAAUCAGGUGGAGACAAUGGACCUCCACCCCAUAAGCAGGCCCGUACAGCCUUGUCACCUCCAACGUCAAGGGCACCACCAGCAGCUGGCUAUGUCCCAUCAAUCAGCCCAUAUGUCCCACCAACUCAUCACAGUCCCCGUGAUACAUUGCUCGGAUAUUCAAUUUAUCCAACCCGAGGUGAUCAACCCAGUAUCUACGCCCGUGCUUCCCCAGCCCAACAACCACCAAUUGAAUACCUCCAACAACAACAAAGAACGUCUGCAGCAAAUAUGCGAGCACCACCCCAACAGCAAACCCAACAGCCACCACCUCAACAACAACCUCCACCUGAUCAACAACCACAUGUUGUUCGAACGUUGCCACCACCGUCCUCACAGGACCCACACAGACAACAAGAGCAACAUGGAGUCGUUAGUCGAGGUGGUGUCGCCCAAGGUAUGCAACAAAGUCCUGUUGGAGUCGUACAAUCUCAACCACCUGAGCACUUACGUGGCGGCGUUACAGCGACCGAACAUUUACGAUUACAACCGCAACAAAGUGACCACAUGCGAGACCAUAACGUUGCAAGAAACGUCGUCUCGGAGCAUAUUCGAAGUAGCGUGGAACAACAGCAUAAUGUCGCUGCGGUCAGUCAUAGAUUAUCACAAGAACAUGUACGAAACAGUCAAGAGGUGGUCCGAAUCGAUGGCAUUACACGAGAACAGUUAUCACAGUCACAGCUAAGACCUAGAAUAUCGUUACUAUCAUCUUCGACUGAUUAUAUAACUGCCCAAAAUAUGGCAUUACGUCGUGAUAUGUACCGUCAAGAACCUGUUGGUUUAAUGGCUGCACCCACUGCAAAUAUUGUAUCAGUUGGACCUGCUGGACAUGUUGGUCCAGUACCGACUACAUGGGCGGGCACGCCAGCAUAUAAGAAAAUGCGUUUAGGUGAACAGAAACCAGAUUUACAGCCGUUACGAAUUGAUACUCGAGAACAAACGGGAACGUAUAAUCCACAAGUAGAGGCAAUAUCGCCAACACCAAACGAUCAUGGGCAAGAUGAUUUAGUAUUUCGUUCCACAAAGGAUGACUUGCUUCAACAAAUUAGUCGUGUCGAUCGUGAAAUUGCAAAAGUUGAAUCCUCCAUACACAAUUUAAAAAAGAAACAACAUGAAUUAGAGGAAGCGGCAUCAAAACCGGCUGGUAAACAAGAAGUAGAAGAAGUUUUACAACCAAAACAUCAAAGUUUAGCACAAAAAAUUUAUGCAGAGAAUCGACGAAAAGCGCAAACGGCACACAGUUUAUUAGAUAAUUUAGGUAGUAAAAUUGAUUGGCCCUUAUAUAAUCAACCAUCCGAUACAACUGUGUAUAGUGAUAACAAACGGAAACAUCAAACGUUUAAACCACGCUUAUUGGAGUACUUUAAGAAACGGCAUACAGAGAAGGAGCAACGUGAAACGUAUCUAACACAAACCUAUAGUAAAUUAAUGCAAGAAUGGCUGAAGAAAGUCGAUAAAGUUGAAAGUUCACAAAAACGCAAGGCAAAAGAAGCUAAAAAUCGUGAAUUCUUUGAAAAAGUAUUCCCCGAAUUGCGUAAACAACGUGAGGAUAAAGAACGAUUUAAUCGUGUUGGUGCUCGUAUUAAAUCCGAGGCAGAUCUUGAAGAGAUUAUGGACGGUUUACAAGAACAAGAAUUAGAAGACAAGAAAAUGCGCAGCUAUGCAGUGAUACCCCCAAUUUUAUUAGAUGCACGUCAACGUAAAUUAUGUUAUUCAAAUAACAACGGACACAUAUUAGAUAUGGAAACGGAGUACAAGGAACGUGCCCUAAUUAAUGUAUGGACAAAUUCCGAGAAGGAAAUAUUUAAAGAAAAAUAUUUACAACAUCCGAAAAAUUUCGGUUUAAUUGCAUCAUUUUUAGAUAGAAAAUCGGUGCAAGAUUGUGUACAACAUUAUUACCUCAGUAAGAAAACUGAAAAUUAUAAACAAUUAUUACGAAAGUCUCGGCAACGGACACGAUCAUCACGGAAUAAUCCGCAAAAGGUAAAUAACGCUGCAAAUAAUUCAUUAGGUGAUAUUGCAUUGUCAACGGGCGUCACGACUCGUUUACAGCGUGAACAACAACAGAAAAUUGUUGCGUCAACCCCAGUUACUAGUGCUCCAUCAUCAACGUCUAGUAGUUCAAUUAUGACGAAUAGUAGUGUACCCUCGUCUUCGUCGGAGACGACAACAAGUGUAGUGAAUACGUCAACGGCUAGUACGACAACCUCUUCGACGACAUCUAGUGUUUCAACAACAGUGACGAGUUCUACGAGCUCGUCAACACCUGCACCAUCGUGUUCAAGUAUACUACCAUCAACAAAUAGUUUAACAACAGUGACUUGUAAUAUUUCUAGUAACAGUAACAGUAGUGUUACGACCACAUCUGGUACGACAACACAACCAGUGCCAGUUAGUGCAACAACUACGACAAGUAGUGCUGUGACUAGUGAAGACGUUAACAAGAAUAAAACAUUGACUGUAAUAACUACAUCUAGUAGUCCUAGUUUAAAUAACAGUUUAAGUGGUUUAACUACAACAAAUUCAUCUAGCAUUCCUUCUUCUGGUGUCACAACAUCUUCUGGUGUGACAUCUGUUACAUCAUCUCUGUCAACAUUAACAACGUCGUCGUCAGCAUCAGUUAGUGUUGGAUCUAGUAGUAGCAUCAGUGGUGUGCAAAAUAGUAGUGUAACGACGGUGACAUCUAGUGUGACAACACCUGUGGUCAGUAAUGUGUUGUUGUUACCAUCUGUGACGUCAUCAAACAGUACUGUGUUGUCAACAAAUGAUCAACAAAAUGCGACGAAUAGUUCGAGUACUAUCCCGUCUGGUACUGAUAAUAAUGAUAAUCAAGAAAAUAAAAUUUCUAGUGAUAAUACAUCGAAUAAUACAUCAAAUACAACAAUUGUUGAGAAAAAGAAGAAAGAUAGAAGAAAAGACAAAGAACAUCAAAGUGUCGAGACUAGUGAUGAAGAAACUCCAGAUAAUCCAGAAAAAGGUAGCGUGCCACACAAUUGUGUUGUAUGUAAAACCGAACUGGAACAAUACCUUCAAUCACGCCCAUUAUUGGCAUCACAUGCAAGUCAAUAUGGUUUACAUCCCGAUCAAAUUGGACCUGAUGCACGCGUAUGUAACACAUGUCGAUGUAAAUGUGUUCGUACUCGGUACACACACUGUCCAUUACCAACAUGUGGACAUCAUGCACGCGGCCGAGUCAAACGAUUACGAACAAUGCCAUCCAGAUGGAUGGAAUUACCACAAGAUAUAUGGCAAUCGGCUGUACAAGAAUUUCAAAUACCACAAGGUGUAACAAAAUGCUGUUCAGCAUGCUUUAACCGUAUUUCACGACGCUUAGCACCACAUUUACCACCAUCAGGUACAGCUGCUGGAAGUCCUGGAGCUGCAUGGGGCGAAGAAGAACGUACAAAAUUACGUACAUUACUCUCUGAGCAUGGAGCUCAUUGGUCAUUGAUUAGUGAACGACUUGGUCGACCAAUUCACCAAAUUAAAAAUUUCUAUUUAGAUCAACGUAAACGUUUAGGUUUAGAUACAUUAGUCGCUGAAUAUAAUCGUACCCAUCAUGGUGAGGAACGUAAACCAGUGUUAACUGACGAAGAGGAAUCUGGAAGUUCCACAUCAAGUUGUGAAGAAAUCACGGAAAUUAAUUCACGUGAACGCUUAUCGAGUGAUACAACAUCAGCAAAUUCGCCACCUGAAACAUCUGGUAUCAAUCAACCAGAUAUACGUCCGACUAAACCAGAUUAUGAUAGUUCAGCAACUGAAACGGCUGAUGAAGGUCAAGCUGUUGAAGUUGAACAACGACAAAAUUAUUCACAAGCUACUAUAACUGUGGUCAAUGGUCCAGUGAAUCCUGUGCAAGUACGUGGGGCUGAAAAUGCAUCUCCAAUGACUGUCAAAGAUUUAAUGUUGAAUGUUAUUGAAAAACAAUUGAUGAAAAAUCAAGGGGGUAAUAAUCCUCCCGUCAGUGGUGUCAAUGUGAGUGGAAUAACUCCAACAAUUUCUUCAAUACUAAAAAGUGAAACACAAGAUAUAACUUUUGUACGCGAAUUUAAAUCACGACCAACGCAACCAAAUCAACCAACACAAGACAACACAUCGUUGGCAACACUAUCAGUAGUGAAUUCAACGCAUGGUGGUGCUCCUGCACAUCAUAUUGCACCCCAACAAUCUCCUGUACAAGUUGUUCAACAGCAACAAUCAUCGACACAACAGCAACAACCUCAACAGAUCCAAUUACCAACACAUGUGACACAAGUGCCCCAUGUUGGACAAAUUGCAGCUACAAUAACACCAGUUCCACCACCGGGUAGUCAACAUUCAUCGCAACAACAACCACCACCACAACAACAGGAAUUCAUUCGUGGUGGUGAAGGUUUAGUUGUAGUACAAGUUCAACAAGCCCUACGUGAACGUGAACCCGAACCAGUCACACUAGAUUUGAGUAUAAAACGACCCAGAGAUCCAGGCCAAAUCUCCACACCCAAAAUCCAACAACAACAUACAAUGUAUCGUCCACAAUCGAUUGAACAAUAUUACCAUCAUCAAAAAACUCCACCAUCUGUGUAUGUAUCGGCCAUACCACAACAACAUCGUCAAAAGACACCCACUCAACAACAAGUUCAAAAUCAUCAACAAAGUCCAAAACCAGCAAAUCCAAAAUCUGGAUCAAUCACUUUGGGUACACCCGUUCAACAGCAACAGCAACAACAACAAUCGCCUCAGCAACAAACUCAACAACAACGUUACGAUGGUUUGCUACGUCAAAUGACUCCACCACCAAAAAUGGGUUCCAUUACGCAAGGUACACCAAUACAUUUACCUGGCGGUGGUACAGGAAGUGCAGGACAUCAUUUACAGCAACAAGAUAAACGUGCUUACGAAUAUUACGCUAAACGUCAAUCACCUACUGUUCAAGCGAAUUACCAGCCCUCGUCUGCGCAACGGCCACCACAAUCAUAUAGUAUGGAACAACAGUUAAGCUCUCGGCAAAUAAUUAUGAAUGAUUAUAUAACAAGCCAACAAAUGCAUGGAGGUGCAUCGAGACGUAACGAAAAGUCUCAAGAAUCACCACGCGGAACUGGACAGGGUAAUCAAGUUGUAACUAGUGCAGCUGCAGCAGCGUUGUAUUAUGAAAAUCAAUAUAUGCAAAACCGAACACCACCUCCUUCAGGUUCAGCACCACCACCACCUCCACAACGACAAGGUGUUAUACAACGUCACCAUCGACCUUCGCCCCCACCACCCCAACAAUCCCAGCAACAACAACAACGCCGUAAUUAUGCACCGUUAGCAGGACAUGAGGCAUUUAGCUCGUUAGUUGAUGUCGCAGUACGUCAACCACAAUUACCCGUCCCAAAUACCACUCACAAAGACGGUGGAAGCUCCUCUGGAGGAGGCGGUGGGCAUGAAGGUUUGGGUAAAACAAUUGCUGAUCAUACGCAUCGUUAUUCGCAACUAUCAGCGAUGCAUCAACAACAACGGCGUAUGGUUGAAUUAAAUCGACAACAACAUUUAUAUCAGCAACAGCAACAGCACCAGCAGCAGCAGCAGCAACAACACCAGCAGCAACAGCAACAGCAUAAUCAACAACAACAAAAUCAACAUCAUAAUCAACAACAAUCUAAUCAACACCAUCAUCAACAAUCGAAUCAACAUCAUCAACAAUCAAAUCAACAUCAUAACCAACAACAGCACCAUCAGCAAUCAAAUCAACAAUCCGCACAUCAUCAACAAUCGAAUCGUAAUGAACCAUCAACAUUAACUGCUGCAAGCUUGAUUGAUGCAAUCAUAACUCAUCAAAUUAAUCAAUGUGGUGAUUCGAAUACCAUUCCACGUGGUGGGGAUGCCAAUAUGCAACAAUCACGUCCCGGCGAUCGUUUAUUUCAAGGUUUCCACAAUCCUUCGGUGUUAGAAAACAAUAAUGGAAACCAUCAUCACUCACCUGGGGGUGGUCCACCACCUGGUCAACCUAGUGGAGGUAUUAUAAAUGUUGAUUUAGAUUCAGAGAAUUCACCGCAACAAAAACUAACAGUGAAAGAUUUUGCAGAUUCGGUGAUUAAUCGUGAUUUUAAUGCUCCACGAGGUGGAAGUGCGGGCGGUCAAAGCUACUAUCAACACAAACCACCGACGGCAGAUGAGCGGCAAAUAAUUCGAGUGGCACAACAAAAACAGUAUCACGCUUCUCCUCCGCCUCCUCCAAGGUCAACGAGUUACAUUCACUCCCAACCGCAUUCACAGUUAAGUGCGUUUGAUUACAUGAAACAUCGAAUUGUGGAAGUGAUGCGAACUGAAGAUGAUAAACGUGACGAUCCAAAACAAUCCGAACACAAAUCCGCAGUAGGUGGGCAAGCAUCAGCAGAAAGUCCUGGUGAAAUGGUUAUUGAUGAAUCAAAACAUGAAUCAUCAUCGGUAACUCCUACGAAUUUCUCAAAUCAACCACCACCUCAAUUUGCUGCCUACUCGUAUAAUACUCUUGUGGGGCAACAUAACGUUGUCAAUAAGGUGGAUAUAACUACAUCGUCCUCAAACGAGAAUAAUCGACAAGCUGAACCCAAACCAUUAAUGUCCGCUCAAUAUGAGCCAUUAUCUGAUGAAGAUUAAGAAAACUACAUAAAAUACGUCAUCAAAUGUUCAAGAAAAAUUCAUGUGUAAAAAUGGACAAAGUGAGCCAUGUAAAUAUGAAAAGAGAGAGACAUCAAAACAUUAAAAAGAGAUAAUAACCAAUUGUGGAGUGAAAUGCGCUUGAAAACGCUUCUACAAAUUUCACAUUCAAGAAAACAGUUGAAAGAGGGUGAAAAAUUACUAUUUUUUAAGUUAAUUUUCGAAGUGAAACUUCUUUAGUGAUCAUUAAAACUGGUUUGAGAACAAUUAAAAUUUAACUUUGACAUUUUUUUUUUAUUGAAUAUUUAAUAGUUAGUGAUAAAUUGUGAGAAAUAUGACGAAUUUUGAAUUUAAAUUCCCAGAUAUAGCUGUAAAUUAUUCGUAAGUUUAUCUGUUUUUCCAACAUGUUAGUCUCCCAAAUUUCAGCGCCAUCUAAAUAAAUAUUUUUUGUAAAGAAUGUAAAUAAUGACUGUUUAAGGUAUGAUCCAUAAAAAUAACCCGUUUAGUGCUCUGCAAUUUUUCAUUUGGUUUGUAAUCAAAAUAUGAUUGCCUUAAUGAAUCAUAUAUCAUUAAAAAAAUUUGGAGAUAAGAGUAUAAGGAGCGUUUUAAUUAUGUUUUUAGCCUAUGAAUAAUUGUCAUUUUACAUACAAAAUUGAUAAUUGGAAAGUAGUUUUUGGCAUAAAUUGUAUUGGCAAAAUCUUUAAUCCUUCAGAUUGGUCGUCUAUCGUACCACAAUAAUUACUCUUGUGAUAAGAGAAAAUCUCACGCUAUUACUCAAGCGCCAAGAAUGAACUUCAAACUUUGUUUACAAUGUUUUAGGGUACUUAUGUUUACGUGUGAAAAUACAUUAAUUAAUAUGAAAGAAUAGUAUAUUAAAACCUACUUUAUUAAAUGUUCUGGAUAGAUAAUAUCGCUUAUAAAAUAUAAUAAUAAUUAGUUAUCAUAUUCUAAUUAUUUGCCAACUGUCUGUAUAUAAAUUCUAAUACGGCGGUUUGAAACUACAGAGGUAGCUAAAGUAUAACGAAGCCAACCGAAUUGCGUUUUUUUAACCGACUCUACUGAAGUGAUGAUAAAAACUCUCACAGCUGUUGAUAAAUAUUUUUUGCUUUAUAUUUGUGUUUUAAAAAAAAAUUUUAUUCACUAUCCUGUAAAGCCUGAAAUUUGGUGAAAGUAACAAAGUUUUCAAUGGUCAUCCCAUUUAACAAUUUGAAGAAAAAAAAUCAAUUUAAAAUAAGUGUGAGAGAAUCUCUCUGCGUAAUUGUUUUGAAGGGUUAAAACAUCUAUCUAUUUAUUCACGGUGCUAUGAAAAUUAAUCUCUUAUAAAAUCUUUUUUAUGCUCAAUUCCAAGGUUUUAUUAUGAUGAAUGUCUCAUUACAAUGUUUCCUUUAAAUUACAAAUCAAUGAAAAAUUAUUGGGCAUUCAAACAGACAAAAGAAACUCGUUUUGAGUAUCAGUUUUUCAAAGUCCUAUUAUUUAAAUAAAAAAAUUUAAUUUGGGUGCUGCGACUCUGCGAUUCUUUAAAGGAAUGAUUUGAAGUAAUGAAAUGCAUUCCCAUUUUCGGCAAAUCAUCGUCGUAAAUGUCUAAAAAAGUUUCACUUCUAUGAUAUUCCUAGAAAUAUUCACAACCCUCACAUUUUUUUCCAUCAACUAAAGUCACAAUAAAAAUUUUACGAACGGUGUAUCAACACCGUUUCAAUGUUCAUGUAAAUAAUAAAGAAAAAAGAUAAUAAUUUUAUCAUGAUGUGCGCAUGAUCAAUGGACGUUUAUCGUGUUAAAAUAUCACGAUUACAAUGAAAAUUUAUUUAAUCAAGCUUUUCUAACAAGAAAAAUUAUUAAUUUUUGUUUAAUUAUAGACAAUUAUGCGCAUAUUCAUAUUUAAUGCAUUCACGCAGGAUAAAAUCAUCAGUCUUUUGUCAUUUAAAAAUGACAGAUGGUAAUAUAUGUACAUAACCUAUAAAAAAAAAAA
This is a messenger RNA of Chrysoperla carnea, 8881 nucleotides long. RefSeq lists its product as uncharacterized. Gene Ontology annotation, biological process: regulation of transcription by RNA polymerase II. Lineage: Eukaryota; Metazoa; Arthropoda; Insecta; Neuroptera; Chrysopidae. The transcript is spliced from 10 exons. The record is from RefSeq and is a predicted model, not a curated record. Bases 115 to 6915 code for a protein of 2266 amino acids.